Rhineura floridana is the source of this 2162-nucleotide messenger RNA. RefSeq names its product rabaptin, RAB GTPase binding effector protein 2 (gene RABEP2). Gene Ontology annotation, cellular component: intracellular membrane-bounded organelle. The record is from RefSeq and is a predicted model, not a curated record. Bases 468 to 1934 code for a protein of 488 amino acids. Gene Ontology annotation, biological process: endocytosis. Gene Ontology annotation, molecular function: GTPase activator activity; growth factor activity. The transcript has 12 exons. Lineage: Eukaryota; Metazoa; Chordata; Lepidosauria; Squamata; Rhineuridae.
UUCAGAAUCAGGAUUCCGGUUCGGAACACCCUCAGCACUAAAUAAUAAAGGCCGGAUAGCCUCUGAGCAUAAGGCAGAGUGCGCCUUGCACGCUGAGGAACCACAGACUUGCUUCCUAACCCCACCCCCUCAAUCAGCAAGCAGGUCUUUCCCAAAUCAAUCCAUGGACUUUGGAGGCUGUCUUGAGCCUCAGCGCCUUUUGCCCCACAAACGCAUCUAAGGCAUUGCCUGCAGCGGUGAAAGCGCCAUUUCGGCAAUUAUCGUGCUGGCUUCUCUUCGGGCUGAGAGCGAAGAGGCAUCGGUACCCUUCCUCUUCGGCGGAGCUCAGCAUUUCCAGCCAUAUCCGGCGCAUUCACUUGUUUUCGGUCAUUCCCGUGUUUGCUCGGCUAUUUCCGGUUCCGCUCGGGCAAUUCCGGCUCCGCUCGGUCUUCGGGAAAAGAGAAACAGCAACAGAAGCCUUUUGCGGGAUGGAAGAACCUCAGCAGGUGAAGGAUGUGGGUGCCCCCCAAGACCGGGACCUCCCCCGAGACCCAGACCCCGAAGAGACAAUCCAAAGACUGCGGGCCCAGUUGGCGGCUGCACUGGCUGAAGUGGAGACUGUCCGUGCGGUGGCCGCCGUGAGUGAAGGCACCAAACAUGAGGCUGUGGAGGCUGUCCGACGCCGGUGCCAGGAGGAGGUGGCUUCCCUGCAGGCCAUCUUGAAAGACACUAUCUCCAGCUAUGAGGCCCGUCUCUCGGCUUUGGAGCGUGAUGGCCGGGAGAAUGCUUGGAGCCGUUUGCUGCCAAGGACCAACCCCCUGGACUCAUUGGAGAAACAGAUGGAAAAGGCACAAGAGGACACCCAGCGGCUCCGGGCCAUUGUGCUUCCCAUGGAGCAGGAAAUUUCAGAACUGAAGGCAAAGCUGGCACAUGCUGAGGGGCUAGUCCAGGAGCUGCAGGUUGAGCAGCGUUCUUUAUGUAGCUCAGCUGAAUCCCUCCUUGCUGACCCUGAGGCUGUGCCCUCCGAUGUGCCUGGAGAUGACCAUGUUACUUUGGGGGAAGGAGGAGUAGCUGAGAAAUUUGCCCGUAGCCUUGAUAGUGUCUCCAUUGCCUCUUUUUCCUCCUUGGCACCAAGUCCUGGGCCUUCCACGCGGCGCAGACGCCCCCCUAGCCCUGAGACAGCAUCGAUCGCCUCCUCCACUGGGACCCUGGUGCCUGAGACCAUCUAUUUGCCACCGGCUGGGUACCAACUGGUGCCUGAGCCUGAAUGGACGCACCUUCACGGACAGGUGCGGCAACAGCGGGAGGCUCUGGAAGAGGCAGCACGGGAAAAGGCUGGCUUGCAGGAGGCACUGAGACGCAGCAGUGAUGAAUGCAGUAAGCAGGUCCAGGUUCUUUUGACUCAGAUCCAGACCUCAGAGCGCCUUCUCCAAGGCCUCCAAGCCACUGUGAGUGAAACCCAGCGCCAGACUCAAGAACAGAUGGCUGACCUGGCUGCGUCCCACAAGAGCCUGAGCUACGAAGUGCAGCGCCUCAAUGCCGAGAACGAGGGGCUGCGGGGGGCAUGUUCCCAGGAUUCCUGCCCUCCGGAUGACGGGAACAGGAGCUUGCCUGGCACUGUCCAGGAGCUGCAGGCCUUGGUGCACCAGCUGAGACAAGAGUCUGCCUCACAACUCCAGGCUGCAGAGCACCAGGCCGAGCGGCUGCGAAUCGAGAUUGUGUCUCUGAGGGAGCGGCUGGACGAGGAGGCAGCAUCUCAGUCGGGACUGCAGGGGGCACUGGAGAGAGAGCAAGAGGAACGAGAGCUUUUGCAAGCCUCCCUGAAUAGCAUCCAGAGCGAGAUGGAGAGACUGCAGCAAGGGCAGGAAGAGGUGAAUAGAACCCAGGGAUGUGUGCAGGUUGAUGCCCCUCCUCUGGGAGAAGCCAGUGGCCUUCAGGAUAGACCAGAACCUUAGAAUGAGGAUGGGGGGGAGGUCAGGCCUGCCCUUCUUCCCCUCCCCGGCACAACGGGAACCUCAGGGAAAUGAUGACCUGCCAGGCACCAAAGGGUCACCUCUUCAGAGCCUUUCCGGGUCCUCUCUCUAAAUGGGUAGUAGAAUGGCUGGGUCUCACUUCUGCCCCCCGCCUGCCCCACCUGACACUGGAGCUUCCAGACCACAAUAAAAAGAGAUUUUUGUACCUUC